This is a messenger RNA of Salvelinus fontinalis (brook trout), 1064 nucleotides long. RefSeq lists its product as uncharacterized. The transcript has 11 exons. The coding region runs from base 49 to 825 and encodes 258 amino acids. The record is from RefSeq and is a predicted model, not a curated record. Lineage: Eukaryota; Metazoa; Chordata; Actinopteri; Salmoniformes; Salmonidae.
CAGCUAAACGUGAAACUCGCCCAGCUAUCGAAAAAGAAAUGUGAUAUAAUGAUUCAAUUGUCUGAAAUGGAGAUACUGUUGAAGGACUAUGACGCGCCAGUGAAAAGGUUGCGGGCAUGCCUGCAGUCCUCUCAGGAGGAUAAUCAGGAGCUGGAGAAUAUGAAGAAACAAUGGGACAUCAGAGCUGGAGAAAUGGAGGCAUUUCAUCUACAGCUCCAGGAGCGUUUUGAACACAUACAGAAACUGAAAGCUGUUUGGGGACUGAUGGAACCACUUAAAGAGCAUCACGGUGGGGAUGCCAGGAUCCCUAGUGCCACCAACACCCAAUCUACCGAUAUCAAGAGUGAGGAAAACAUUGAGAUCGAGGUCAUUGUGAUGAAGGAUUCAACCUUAAUCAAAACCACACUGGAGGAGGUGAACAGGGGUCUUCAGGACACAAAUUGUCAGCUUGAAGAGAAGAAUGCCGCUCUACAUCAAGAACUCCACAGCACUGAGAAGAUGUAUAGACAGACUCUAAACGAGCUGACCAAUGCCCUGAUUCAAGGCAAACAUGAGGAAAAGCAACAUAUUGACACGCUACAAGACAAAAUCCAGACCAUAUCUCUGAAAGCCUCUGCUACCGAGCAUGCUCUGGCCAUGGAGAAGAAUGAGACAGCGCUACUCCGCCAGAGGAUUGUUCAACUAACCUCAAAGAAGCUGAAAAUAGGAAUACCUGGGUUCCUGAUCAAGAACAUUCCCAAGCGCCCGAAAACAACCAAGACCAACAAGCCCUUCUUGAAGACCUGCAAAGUUCUGAAAGCUUUCAAAGCACUAUUCAAGAGAUGAAGGCAAUGCAUACUAUUGUACAUUUGGUGCAAUUAUUCUCAGGACACGGGGUGAGGCAGAGUACAAUAAAUAAAUCCAGAUGCCUUAUUCCAUCAAGAAGUCUUCUUUAAAAUCAACCAAGCUAAAUUGAACACGUGUUUUAUGUAAUUUAUAUGGUAGGUCUCAUUAGAUAUCAUCCAACUGUUUAAAAAUGUCUUUGUAUGCAGAUUUCUGCUGUUGCCAUUAGGUAAGAUACAACU